Messenger RNA from Lucilia sericata (common green bottle fly), 2439 nucleotides. Its product is annotated as hornerin-like. The transcript is spliced from 2 exons. The record is from RefSeq and is a predicted model, not a curated record. NCBI's taxonomy places the organism in Eukaryota, Metazoa, Arthropoda, Insecta, Diptera, Calliphoridae. Bases 98 to 2248 code for a protein of 716 amino acids.
AUAAUUAACAUUAAAGUUUUAUAUAAAAACUUAAACAUUUCACAAACUGGACAGUAUUUAGCAUUUGACCACAAUUGGAAUAAUAACGCUAAACAAAAUGAAAUUGUUUUUAAUCGCUGUGGCCUUGGUGGCUGUAGUCGUAGCUGAUGUAUCCGAAUUAGGUUACAAUUAUCCUGAAGGUAGACCAGCUUUCGAUGAUGGUGCUGGCAGUUAUGGAAGUGCCAGUCAGACAUCAUCUUCUUAUGGUAGUGUAGGCCACUCAUCUGGUGGUUUCGGUGGUUCUGGUGCUGGUGGCCAUUCAUCUGGUGGCUUCGGCGGUGCUGGUGGUCACUCUUCUGGUGGAUUUGGUGGUGCUGGUUCAUCUUCACACGGUAGUGUAGGACACUCUUCCGGUGGUUUCGGUGGUUCCAGCGGUCACUCUUCAUCAUCUCACGGUAGUGUAGGUCACUCCUCUGGCGGAUUCGGUGGUCACUCAUCAGGCGGUCACACCUCUGGUGGUUUCGGUGGUUCUGCUGGUCACUCCUCUGGUGGUUUCGGUGGCUCUGCUGGUCACUCUUCUCAUGGAGGUGCUGGACACUCAUCUGGAAGCGGUUUCAGUAGCAGUGGCUCAACCAAUUCUUAUACAUCUCAAUCUUCUGGUAGCGGUUUCGGUUCCGGUUCAUCUCACGGUGGUGCUGGACACUCUUCUGGCAGCGGUUUCGGAUCUGGUUCAUCUCAUGGUAGCAGUUUUGGCUCUGGUGCAUCUCACGGUAGUGCUGGUCACUCUACUGGCAGUGGCUUCGGCUCUGGUUCCGGUUCAUCUCACGGUAGUGCUGGUCACUCUUCUGGCAGUGGCUUCAGUUCCGGUUCAUCUCACGGCAGCGGUUUCGGCUCUGGUUCCGGUUCAUCAGGCAGUGGCUUCGGUUCCGGUUCUUCUCAUGGUAGCAGUUUCGGCUCUGGCUCCGGUUCAUCUCACGGUAGUGCUGGUCACUCUUCUGGAAGCGGUUUCGGCUCUGGCUCUGGUUCAUCCCACGGUAGUGCUGGUUACUCUUCUGGCAGUAGCUUCGGUUCCGGUUCAUCUCACGGUAGUGCUGGUCACUCAUCUGGCAGUGGUUUCGGCUCUGGUUCCGGUUCAUCUCAUGGUAGCGGUUUCGGCUCUGGUUCCGGUUCAUCUCACGGUAGCACUGGCCACUCUUCCGGCAGCGGUUUCGGUUCUGGUUCAUCUCACGGUGGUGCUGGACACUCGUCCGGCAGUUCUCACCACGGUUCCUCUUCUGGAUCUUUUGGCAGUGGUAGCUCUCAUCAUGGUGCUGCUGUUAAUCGUGAAUACAUUCCACCUGCACCCAGUUCCCACCAUGGAUCCUCUUCUUCUGGUAGCUUCGGCUCUGGCAGUUCCCACCACGGUUCCUCAUCCGGUAGCUUCGGUCAUGGCUCUGGCUCCGGUAGCUCUGGCAGCUCACACAAGGGUUCUUCAUCCGGUAGCUUCGGUCAUGGCUCUGGCGCCGGCAGCUCUCACAAAGGUUCUUCUUCCGGUAGCUUCGGCUCUGGUAGUUCCAACUUCGGCUCCUCAUCUGGUAGCUUUGGACAAGGCUCUGGCAGCUCUGGUAGUUUUGGUAAGGGCUCUGGCUCCGGCAGCUCUGGUAGUUUUGGUAAGGGCUCUGGCUCCGGCAGCUCUGGUAGUUUUGGAAAGGGCUCUGGCUCCGGUAGCUCUUACCAUGGUUCCUCAUCUGGUAGCUUUGGAUCUGGUAGCUUCGGCUCCGGUUCUGGCAGUUCCCACCAUGGUUCCUCUUCCGGUAGCUUUGGCUCCGGUAGCUCCGGUCACGGCUCUGGCAGUUCCCACCACGGUUCCUCUUCCGGUAGCUUCGGUACCGGUAGCUCCGGCAGCUCCCACCACGGUUCCUCCUCUGGUAGCUUCGGACAUGGAUCAAGCGGCUCUCACCAUUCUGCCUCCGCACCAUCUGCCUCCUUCUCAUCUUUUGAUUCCUUUGGCUCAUCUGCUGCUUCUAAACCUUCCCGCGAAUACUUAUCUCCAGCUUCCGGUAGCUCCUCUCACCACGGUGCCGCAUCUGCCCCUGCUUCAUCUUACAGCUCCGGCGGUUCUUCCUCUAACUAUGGUGCUGCUUCAGCUCCUGGUUCAUCUUACUCAAGCGGUUCAUCUUACGACUCUGGUUUCUCUGGCUCAUAUGGUGAUUCUUCCAAUGUUCAUGUUUCCAGCACCGAUGGUAAAGGUUACGACUAUCCCCGUCCACAAGGAGCUUUCUUUAAAUAGAUUAUUUUAAAAACAAGCAUUUUGGAAUAUAUACAUUUAUAUAGAUAAUGGUCAAAUACUAAACCAAAUUAGAAUGUGACGUAUUUUAUAAGUACUGAAAAGAAUUUGUUAAAAAUUAUAGGACUUAGAUAUUUUCCUUAGUUUAUGAAAAUAAUAAAAAAAAGUCAUUUGUUUUACGAAAUAUGUAAAAA